Molecule: messenger RNA, 2892 nt
Organism: Exophiala bonariae
Lineage: Eukaryota; Fungi; Ascomycota; Eurotiomycetes; Chaetothyriales; Herpotrichiellaceae
Exons: 2
Coding region: 1-2892 (963 amino acids)
Biological process (GO): ERAD pathway
Cellular component (GO): endoplasmic reticulum membrane
Molecular function (GO): protein binding
Source: RefSeq, a predicted model, not a curated record
AUGGCUCUCUUACGCAGCAGGCGAUCUUCGUCCCUCUCGUCCCUCUUCACCCUUCUCGUCUCCUUUCUCCUUCUCCUAAGCAUCAACAACGAUGCCAACCCGCACCACCAUCGAGCCUCUGUGCUAGCGAAGAAAUCCCCGCGACAGCAACAGCAGCGACUCAUACCUGAAGAGAGCCCACUUGACUUCAAGCCCACAGAGCAACAACGACAGAACUACUGGGAACAAGGCGGCAAUGACAUCGUGCAUGAGGUGUGGUCUGUCUUGCGUGACUUCGAGCCAACAUGGAAAGACAGUGUUACCCAACCCACAACCCACCCUUCCGGGAUCGUCCAAAUUUCGUGGCAUUACUUGAAGAUCGUAUUCCGGGCAUUGUUUAUGAAUGCGCCAUCAUCUACAACCGUACACAAGCAAGACGGCGAGGACGACCAUACGACUGCCCAGAUAAAGGGUGAUCUCAAGAACGGCGUCGAGACACUCCAAGCAGCCGCGGCAUUCGAUGACGCGGACGCCUUAUUCCUACUGGCCGAAAUGCACUUCUACGGCAACUUCUCCGUGCCCCGUAACUUCCAUACCGCGAAGAAAUGGUACGUGCGACUGGCGGACCUCGACGGGAACAGCACGGCGCAGUACAUGUUGGGCGUGCUGUAUGCGACGGGCAUUGGGGGUGUGCAGAGAGACCAAGGCAAGGCGAUGCUGUAUCACAGCUUUGCAGCCGAACAGGGCGAGAUCCGCUCGGAGAUGACCCUUGCAUUCCGACAUCACGCGGGCAUUGCGACGUCCAGGGACUGCAACAAGGCCGUGGACUACUACAAGCGGGUCGCCGACAAAGCAAUGGAAUACUGGCGCUCCGGACCCCCAGGAGGGACAUCUUUCGUGCGCAAUGCGUACCGCUGGGUCGAAGUAGACGGCGGCAUCUACGGCGAAGGUGCGAGUGUGAGCAGCUCCGGACCCAAUGCUCCACGCGACGGGCUAUCCUUCGCGCACGUCGACAAUGUUCUCGAGUACCUUGAUGUCAAGGAGCAUCAAGGUGACUAUAAUGCGGUCCUGAAUUUGGGCAAAUACUAUUACGAGGCACCGCGCGGCUACAGACGAAACUACCGCAAGGCACAGCGCCAGUUUAUGAAGGUUGCCAAGGCUUACUGGACCAAAGACGGCAAAGUGAAUCCGAAAGCACCCAAAGGUAUCGAACGCCUCGCCGGCAAGGCUGCUGCCUAUAUCGGCCGUAUGUUCCUGCGCGGCGAGGGCAUGGAGCAGAACUUCGAAAAGGCGUUGACCUGGCUCAAGCGUGGCGUUAGCAAUGGCGACUCGUUCGCCCAGUAUCACGUGGGCCUGAUGUAUCGUGACGGGCUGGGCGUGCCCAUGGACGGCGUGCGCGCCGGCACAUAUCUGAAAGCCGCGGCGGAGCAGAGCCUGCCGCUCGCGCAGUCUGCGCUGGGGGUUCUCUUCAUCGACCAAGGCGACAUCGAGACCGCGGGCCGCUAUUUCGAACUCGCGGCCAGCGCGGGCGUCAUGGAGGCGUAUUACUACUUGGCAGAGAUGACGAACCAGGGAGUUGGUCCUGCAGAGCGAAACUGCGGACUCGCGACUGUAUAUUAUAAGGUCGUGGCGGAGCGUGCGGAAUUGCUGCAUUCGGCUUUCCUCGAGGCGAACUCGGCUUACGAGCGAGGUGAUUUCGAACGCGCAUUUGUGCCGAUUGUCAUGGCUGCCGAACAAGGGUAUGAGUAUGCCCAGGCCAACGCGGCAUUCUUGCUCGAUAAAAAGACUUCGGUUCUGUCGUUCUCGUUGCCCGGUAUUCCGUUCUUCUCCUCGGAUAAACCGGCCGCAAGCAGGAGUAAGCUCCUUAACAAUGCGGAGCUCGCACUGGCUUACUUUACGCGGUCGGCGAAGCAAGCGAAUGUGGACUCAUUGGUCAAAAUGGGUGAUUAUUACCUCGCUUCUGGAAGCAUGAAAGGUGGUGGUUUCAACGUCGGCGGUAGGUCCUCGACUUCGUCGGCCUCUUCUCCUCUUAUCACUACCGAAAGUACGACCGGUGAUACUAGCAAUCCUGCUGGGAAAGGCAAACAACAGUCUGAUCUUGAAAAGGCUGCGACAUGUUACACCACCGCCGCGGAAUCACAUCACUCGGCACAAGCGUUCUGGAACAUGGGAUGGAUGCACGAGCAUGGCAUCGGUUCCGUGACGAAAGACUAUCACAUGGCGAAACGGUACUACGAUCUGGCGCUCGAGAUGAACAAAGAGGCAUACUUGCCUGUCACGCUAGCGCUGACCAAACUACGAAUCCGAUCAUGGUGGAAUGGAGUUAGCGGAGGGAAAGUCAACGGGAUCCGAGACGAAGAUGACGACAACAAGAAAGGCCGGGCGCCCAAGAGUUUCACCGAGUGGGUCAAUCGAUUCCUCGAUGCCGCGGAGGAAAUGGAUGCGGCAGAGGAGGCGGCGGCACGGGAUCGUGAGGGCGGUGCUGGUGGCGAUGAUGAUUUCAUGGGUGGUCUUGCUGGCACCGCGGAGCCUGGCAUGCCCGGUGGAGAUUCGGAUUAUGCUGCGAGGGCGAGAGAGCGGCAGGCAAACCCCGCCGAUGAUGGCUACGGUGCUGAUGAAUGGGAUGAUUUUGAUGACGGCUUGGUGGAGAGUCUGAUCAUCAUUGCACUUGCUGGCGCGUUGGCCUUGCUUGUCUAUGCACGCCAGGCAAGACAGCGAGCACAGGGUGAAGAAGAGAGGAGACGGAGAAACCAAGGACAAGUGCAGCCUCCAGCACAGCCGGCGGUUGUACAGGAAGCCCAACCACCACAACAGCAGCAGGGUCAGGGUGCUCAGCCACAACCUGGAGGCAUGUUCCCUGGUCCUGGUGAUCCCGAGUUCAAUAACUGGGUUGCUGGUGGGAUUGGACAUUGA